CAGAGGGUUCCGGGGGGUCCCUGGGCGCCGCCGGGGGUCCCGGGGCGGCGCCGCUCGGUCGCCAUGGAGGGAGCCGCUCUGCCCAUCCGCCGGUCCCGCCGGGCCCUGGUGGAGGCCGUGAGGGAGCGACCCUUCCUCAUCGUCACCGGCGAGACGGGCAGCGGCAAGAGCACGCAGCUGCCCAAGUACCUCUUCGAGGCAGGCCUGGCCAAGCACGGGGCCAUUGGCAUCACGCAGCCCCGGCGCGUUGCCACCAUCUCGGUGGCGCAGCGGGUGGCCGAGGAGAUGGGCUGUUUGCUGGGGAGUGUCGUCGGGUACCAGGUCCGCUUUGAUGACUGCACCACCGAGGAUACUGCCAUCAGGUAUAUGACCGAUGGCUGCUUAUUGAGGCAAAUAUUGGCAGACCCCCUUCUCAGCAAGUACAGCAUCAUCAUUUUGGAUGAAGCUCAUGAGCGGAGCCUCAGCACUGAUAUUUUAUUUGGUUUGCUGAAGAAACUGUUUCUACAGAAGAAACCACCAAACAGGAAGACAGCCUUGAAAGUGGUGGUGAUGUCAGCCACCCUGGAGGUGGACAAGCUGUCAGAGUUCUUUGGACACAGUUCAGUGCUGCAUAUUCCAGGAAGAAGUUAUCCUGUCAAGGAGAUAUUCUGCAACCUGCUCAGCCCGAGGGACAUAGGCAGCUCUGCCUACGUUACAGAGGCUGUAAAAGUGACAUUGGAUAUCCACUUAAAUGAACCAGAAGGCGACAUCUUGGUUUUCCUGACAGGUCAAAUUGAAAUAGAAAGAGCUUGUGACUUGCUUUUCAAGAAAGCAGAAUGUAUUGAUUACCGGUAUGAAGUACAUGAUCAGUCUAUAGAAGGCCUGCUUAUCUUACCAUUGUAUGGGUCAAUGUCAACAGAUCAACAGAAAAGAAUAUUUUUGCCAGCUCCCGCAGGCAUUAGAAAAUGUGUGGUAUCCACAAACAUUGCUGCAACAUCUCUGACGAUUGAAGGAGUCAGAUAUGUCGUAGACAGUGGAUUCGUGAAGCAGCUGAAUCAUAACCCUCGAGUUGGCUUGGACAUACUGGAGGUGGUUCCCAUUUCAAAGAGUGAAGCGAGGCAGCGAGCUGGCCGGGCUGGCAGGACAUCUUCUGGAAAAAGCUAUCGGCUGUACAGUAGAGAAUUCUGGGAGCAGUGCAUGCCUGAUCACACAGUCCCAGAGAUCAGGAGAACCAGUCUGACAUCGGUGAUCCUGACCUUGAAGUGCCUUUCCGUGCAUGAUGUCAUAAGAUUUCCAUACUUGGACUGCCCUGAAGAAAGACACAUUUUAGAAGCUCUCAAGGAACUUUACCAGUGCAAUGCUAUUGACAGGAGAGGCCACGUGACAAGACUGGGUGAAUUCCUGGUGCAGUUUCCCCUGCCUCCCAACCUGGCCUGUGCUGUCAUAAAAGCUGCUUCUCUUGACUGUGAAGACCUGCUGCUCCCCAUAGCAGCUAUGUUGUCUGUGGAAAAUGUCUUCAUUCGUCCAGGUGAUCCUCAGAAGCAAAAGGAGGCUGAGCUUCAACACCAGGAACUUUCCUCACAAGUGGGAGGGUGCAAUGACUUUGCAACCCUCUUAAAUAUUUUUGAACAGUGCAAAGCAAGCAAGUCUCCUUCAGCUUGGUGCCAGAAAUACUGGAUCCAUUGGAGAGCUUUAAAAUCUGCUUUUAGUGUGGAAAAACAACUUCGGGAAAUAGUCAGUAAACUGAAACAGCUGCCAGACUUCCCUAAAGAGACAUUUGAAGGCUCCAGAACUGAAAUACUAAGAAGAUGCCUGUGUGCAGGAUACUUUAUCAAUGUAGCUAGGAGAUCUGCAGCCAGGACAUUCUGCACAAUGGAUGGACAUGGCAGCAUAGUCUACAUCCAUCCUUCAUCUACACUCUAUAACCAGGAGACAUGCCUCGAGUGGAUCAUCUUCCAUGACGUCACAGUGACAUCCAAAAUCUAUGUCCGGACGGUGUGUCCUGUUCGCUAUGAGUGGGUCAAAGACUUGUUGCCCAGAUUGCAUCAAAUCGAUGCAUAUGAACUGAGCAGUGUGGCACGGGAGGAAGUAACUGAAGAGGAAAUAACCAAGUGGAAACAUAAGAAGGAUCUUAACAGACAGUAUGAAGGAGUCACAGACAACUCUGCAAAGAAGAUGGAGAGAAGGAACGAUGAUCAAUCAAUACUGGAUGCCCGAGCUCGCUAUCUGGAGAGAAAGAAGCAAAGAGCACAGGGUUUAAGUGGCCCAGUGAAAGAGAUAGGGUAAUAGUCACGACUGCUCUACUCCCACUGUGAGGAAAGGCAGUUUGAUGUAGUUGUUCUGGGUGUGUUUGCAUAAUGCAAAAUGAGUAACUGGAAUGAAAGAAAACUUCUGCUUUGUGGUUAGUUUGAGUGCCGAAGCAUACAAACGCAGUCUUCCUUUGCUGCAUCCAGCAAGGAAAAGUUACCAAGCUGAAUUUCGUUGCUACGUGUCGCUGGCAACAAUUUAGUGGCCUCAAAUGUGGAUGAAGACACGAUACUGACAGUGGUGCCAAUUCUGUGGCAUCGAGUUGACUUAAAGUGGUCUCAGUGGUCUCGGUGCCGUUAUUAAUAACAUUUUCUUAAAGGUUGUUUUUUAAAGAAGUGAAACUGUCUCUUUUUAUCCAUUUUACUUUGUAUGAUUGUGGCUGUACAGUCUUCGUGUUCCUGCACUACUCAGGAUAAUGCGUAGGAAGCGCUCCUUUAUUGAUGGAACCGUCAGGAUCUAAAUUCAAAAGGACGUUCGCCGCCUGUGUUCUCUGUUGCAGUGUUGUUCCUACUCGGUGUUGUGCUGUACCAUGUACAGUGAUGUUUCUGGGAGAAGAUGUUUUUGUAUGCAAAGUAUUUUGUAAAUGUUUUCACAUUGCUGCUAGCAAUGCAUCAUUUUUGUCAGGGAUGACUUAGCACUGUUCGUCUUCCAUUUGGCAAAAA
This is a messenger RNA of Athene cunicularia (burrowing owl), 2948 nucleotides long. RefSeq names its product DEAH-box helicase 40 (gene DHX40). The record is from RefSeq and is a predicted model, not a curated record. NCBI's taxonomy places the organism in Eukaryota, Metazoa, Chordata, Aves, Strigiformes, Strigidae. Gene Ontology annotation, molecular function: RNA binding; ATP binding. The transcript is spliced from 17 exons. The coding region runs from base 64 to 2265 and encodes 733 amino acids. Gene Ontology annotation, cellular component: intracellular anatomical structure.